CACUCAAAAAGCAUUAGUAGGACCUCAACACUUCAGAAUGUAGAGUAUUUAAGCUGUUCUAUAUUCUGUUUAUAGGAGAUCCCCAAAGAAAUUUUCCAAAAGGGUUUCUGGAAAAUCUAUUAACAAGAAUAUGCUUUUAGAUUUUCUCAAUCUUAUAAUCACGUUUAGCGGACAACAUUAAUCAUAUCCUGGGGUUUUAAGCUUGUUCUAAUGUUUUUUGAGUGAAGAGUGAAUUUUUUAAUAUUAGGUGAAAGCAGUCUGGAAAACUUAAUUUUCGUAAAACUGGAUUUUCGGUAUUUUUAAAAGUUUUUCUAAAAACAAAUAUAUCCACGAAGCUCAGGAUGGUCGAUUACCCAUAGUCCAUCGGUUUUUAAGGCUACCAAUAGUCACCGGCUGCCAGUCCUUUGACUUCGUAAGAUAUCCGAUACAACGCCCAAACCGCGGAAAAUCAAGAUUUCACUUUACUCGGAUUUUCGAGAGGACACUCAGAGCUAUCAGCCCGUGAACAAAAAACAAUACAAUCCUAUUGGAAAGUUUUUACAGACUGCCUAGUUUUCCAAAGAUCUCCUAGAAAACCUGUUUCAGAAAACUGCUCUGAAACCAACACCGGUUAUGAAAACGUGCCUUCAAGUAUCCUCUUUCGAAUGGCGAAAAUCGUAGAUCUUUACCUCAUGCCUGCCAAAAGUUAUUCAAAAAAUGGUCGCACGCACGGACUUUUUAAACGGACAAUAGUUACGGUACAAAUCCAGUCUUAUUUUAUUCAAGCUGUACAUUGAACUGUGCAGAGUUAUUCACUCGCUAAUAAACUCACACAGUGUAAAAAGAUGAAUUUCUUUAUUCCAGCAGCAUGGCAACAAUAUUACAAACUGUAAAAUCGAUCGCGUCGUCAACAAAAUGUAACGAGGACGAAUAUGAUAAAUUAAAUCAUACAUAUUCAACAGCCAUACUGCUCUGCGUAUUAUUUAUCAUAUCAUCCACCACGUUAUUCGGAGCACAAAUUCAAUGUUAUUCAAAGGAAUUGCCGGAUAAGAUGACUGUAAAUUAUUUAAAUAGUGUAUGUUGGCUGACUAAAACUGGUUCGUAUCACCAAUGGACAUAUCUAAGUUUAUUGGGGAUGACGUUAUGUUUUUGGAUACCAUCCAUCGUUUGGGAUUUUAUAUCAUCAACAAUCGGAAUGAAUUGGAGCUUAUUAUCCAAACAAUCCAUGGUUAAUGUUACAAAAUCUCAACGCUUGGACAUUAUUCAAGAUGCAGCUGAUCAAAUACAUCGUCACAUUUCAUAUUUUCAACCAUAUGGUGAUUACCGGCGACAAUCAACACUCGGUGUCUUCAAACGGCCAUUUACGGCUAUACACAAAAAUGGCUACCUAUUGUGUCUCUGGUAAUAUAUUAAGAACUUUUUUCCGUUAUAGACUUUUCUAAAUCACAUCCCGUUCGAGUGGACAAACAUCUCAGCUCAUUAUUUAAACAUUUGUCUAACUCCUAAUCUAUGAUUUACACCUUAAUUUUUGUAUCCAUAAACAUGAUUAAUGGGUUUCUCCUUUUUAGUUAUUUGUUUAUCAAAUUAUUGAAUUUGAUCAAUAUUGUCGGCUAAUUAACAUUAUUACACAUCUUAUUCGGCAUUCGAUUAUAUACAUUGGAUUGGCUCACGAAAAAUUUUCCUACAAAGAUUUAUUGUCUAGUUGAAACAGAACGGGUUGGUAAGUACUCCUUAACAACGUGUUAGUAGUUCUGGUCCACGGAUAACAAGAAACUGUAUUCGAAGUUUUAUUUUAUUUUCUAUUCUUUCUUUUUGCAGGUUUUAGUGUCGGGGGCAGGAGUCCAGCAUUCGCUAUACAUGCUGAGUGCGUGUUCCACUUAAACAUGUACUUGGCAAUCAUCUAUUUGAUAUUUGGGUACUGGUUAGUUUUUAUUGGAAUCUGUACAGUUUAUGGAAUUUGUAGUACCCUGAUAUCGUCAACGACACUAAAACGGCUACACAGCAUUCGAAAACACCUUAUUAUGAACGAUGUAAAGCGAGAAGAUAUAGCUCUUUUUGCUGGUAAAUUACUGUAACUGCAAUUCUAGCAACUGGUUGUGAACUAUGCAUCCUUUUCUAGAACAAUUUGAAACCGAAUACUGUCGUCGAGAUGGCUACUUGAUUUUCCUGUUUAUUCGUGCUCAAG
Molecule: messenger RNA, 2164 nt
Organism: Didymodactylos carnosus
Lineage: Eukaryota; Metazoa; Rotifera; Eurotatoria; Philodinida; Philodinidae
Source: the annotation of a GenBank genome assembly